Molecule: messenger RNA, 849 nt
Organism: Morchella importuna
Lineage: Eukaryota; Fungi; Ascomycota; Pezizomycetes; Pezizales; Morchellaceae
Exons: 2
Coding region: 1-849 (282 amino acids)
Biological process (GO): anaphase-promoting complex-dependent catabolic process
Cellular component (GO): anaphase-promoting complex
Source: RefSeq, a predicted model, not a curated record
AUGCUGUCCUCAAUCCCUCUCAUCGCUCCCCGCGACGCACACACCCUCUGGUACACCCCCACCAGCACCUUCACCCCCACCGCCCCCCCCUCCUACACCACACACCCCUCCCCCCCGCUCCCCACCUCCCAAAACAUCCACCCCUCCUCCCUCCCGCACCGGCAACAGCUCCUCCACCACCGCCGCACCCCCACCAUCUCCCCGCUCACACAGCUCACCCUCGACGAGCAAUCCCUCCACCAGCGCAAAGUCCACAUCCAGCGCUUCGGCGCCACAUGGAUCAAGCCACCAGGGAUCCACAAGACGUACCAGGGCGAGCUAGACGACAAGGCCGAGCGCGAAGAGGCCGAGCGGCAGGCCAUGAUGGAGGACGACGGCGGUGGGGCGUUCGACGACGAGGACGGCGAGGGCGGGGUGACGCGCGAUGAGGCCGGGGAGGAGGGCGAGGAGGUGGAUCUGGAUGCGGGGAUUCCGGAGGUGGAUUCGCUGCUGAGUGAUGAUGACGACGAGCUCAGUGAGGAGGAGGAGGAGGUGGAUGCUGAAGACGGGGAGGAGGUGGAUCUGGAUGCAGAGGUGCCGGAGGCGGAUGCGGUGUGGGAGGACUCCGAGGAGGAGGACGAGGAUGAAGAUGAGGAGGAGGACGAGGAAUUCUAUGAGGAGGACGAGGAGGAGGAGGAGGAGGAGACGCAGCAUACCGGCGGCAUUGAGUCCAGCCCUCAUCAGGCGAUGUACUCGCAUGAUGAGCACUUUGGACCGCCGGAUUCGAGGGUCGAACAGAGGCUUCGUGCCUAUCCGCGCCGCUCGCUCGUCAGGAGUGAUGAUGAGAUGGAGGUUGAUAGCGACAACUAG